Molecule: messenger RNA, 3249 nt
Organism: Euleptes europaea (tarantolino)
Lineage: Eukaryota; Metazoa; Chordata; Lepidosauria; Squamata; Sphaerodactylidae
Gene: SEMA6A
Product: semaphorin 6A
Exons: 19
Coding region: 38-3169 (1043 amino acids)
Biological process (GO): axon guidance; positive regulation of neuron migration; negative regulation of axon extension involved in axon guidance
Molecular function (GO): semaphorin receptor binding; chemorepellent activity
Source: RefSeq, a predicted model, not a curated record
GUGAAGUGAAGAAAUAAAGUCUCCCAGCUGAACUACUAUGAGGUCAGAAGCCUUGCUGCUAUAUUUCACACUGCUACACUUUGCUGAAGCUGUUUUCCCAGAAGAUUCUGAGCCAAUCAGUAUUUCGCAUGGCAACCAUACAAAACAAUAUCCGGUGUUUCUGGGUCACAAGCCAGGACACGACGCUGCACAAAGGCACAGACUGGACAUCCAGCUGGUCAUGAUCAUGGACAGAACUCUCUACAUUGCUGCUAGGGACCAUAUUUAUACUGUUGAUAUGGACAUGAAUACAGAAGAAAUUCAUUUUAGCAAAAAAUUGACGUGGAAAUCCAGACAGCCUGAUGUAGACACAUGCAGAAUGAAGGGAAAACAUAAGGAUGAAUGUCAUAACUUUAUUAAGGUUCUCCUUAAAAAAAAUGAUGAUACGUUAUUUGUUUGUGGGACAAAUGCCUUCAGUCCCUCCUGCAGAACUUAUAAGAAGGAUACUCUGGAGUUUCUGGGAGAUGAGUUCAGCGGCAUGGCCAGGUGCCCUUACGAUGCAAAGCAUGCAAAUGUUGCAUUGUUUGCAGAGGGAAAGCUGUAUUCGGCCACUGUGACAGACUUCCUUGCAAUAGAUGCAGUCAUUUACCGGAGCCUUGGAGACAGCCCAACUCUGCGGACAGUCAAGCAUGAUUCAAAAUGGUUGAAAGAGCCUUACUUUGUCCAGGCAUUGGAUUAUGGCAACUACAUCUAUUUCUUCUUUCGAGAAAUCUCAGUGGAGUACCACAGCAUGGGAAAGGUUGUUCUCCCAAGAGUCGCUCGGGUCUGCAAAAAUGAUAUGGGUGGAUCUCAGCGAGUCCUGGAAAAACAGUGGACUUCCUUCCUGAAGGCACGACUAAACUGUUCAGUUCCAGGCGAUUCACACUUCUAUUUCAACAUAUUGCAGGCGGUUACACAUGUUAUCCAUAUCAAUGGCCGAGAUAUCGUCUUGGCCACUUUCUCCACUCCUUAUAACAGCAUCCCUGGCUCUGCUGUCUGCGCUUAUGAUAUGCUUGACAUUGCCAAUGUAUUUACUGGGAGAUUCAAAGAACAGAAGUCUCCAGAUUCGAUAUGGACACCAGUUCCUGACGAGCGAGUGCCCAAGCCCAGACCAGGUUCUUGUGCAGGCUCUGAUUUCCUGGAAAAAUAUGCAUCUUCCAAUGAAUUUCCAGAUGACACUUUAAACUUUAUCAAAACACAUCCUCUCAUGGACGAAGCAGUACCAUCAAUUGGCAACAAGCCAUGGUUUUUGCGGACGAUGGUCAGAUACCGCCUGACCAAAAUUGCUAUAGAUGCUGCUGCUGGACCGUAUCAGGAUCACACUGUGGUAUUCCUUGGGUCAGAGAAGGGAAUCGUUUUGAAGUUCUUGGCCAGGAUAGGAAAGAGUGGUUUUCUAAGUGAUAGCCUUUUCCUGGAGGAGAUGAGCAUUUACAAUCCUGAAAAGUGUAGCUAUGAUGGGGUGGAAGACAAGCGAAUUAUCGGCAUGCAAUUAGACAAACAGAGCAGUGCCCUCUAUGUAGCAUUCUCAACUUGCUUAAUAAGGGUUCCCCUGGGAAGGUGUGAACGUCAUGGCAAGUGCAAGAAGGCCUGCAAAGCUUCUAGAGACCCAUAUUGUGGAUGGAUGAAGGAAAGUGAAGCAUGCAUGCAGCUCGUACCUGGAGAUAGCUUGGAGUUUGAGCAGGACAUAGAGCACGGCAAUACAGAUGGACUGGGUGACUGCCAAAAUUCGUUCGUAGCCCUGAAUGACAUUUCAACUAUUUCAUCAGAUCAUGAAAUGUCUUACACUCCAGUGUAUGGGCACUCCAGUUCCCUAGUUCCCAGCACCACCACUUCCGACUCUCCAGCCCAACAGGGCUAUGAUGCUAGGGGGCGCAUGCUAGACUGGAAGGAUCCCGUUGGCUCAUCUGAAAACACAAAUCCAUAUGUGGCUGUUUCAUCCCAUAAUCACCAAGACAAGAAGGGAGUGAUUCGUGAGAGUUAUCUCAAAGGUCAUGAUCAGCUGGUGCCUGUCACCCUCCUGGCCAUUGCAGUCAUUCUUGCCUUUGUCAUGGGAGCUGUCUUCUCAGGAAUCAUAGUAUACUGCAUCUGUGACCAUCGACGCAGAGAUGUGACCAUUGUGCAGAGAAAGGAGAAAGAAUUGGCCCAUUCACGACGAGGCUCCAUGAGCAGUGUCACCAAGCUUAGCAGCCUCUUUGGGGACACUCAGUCCAAAGAGCCAAAGCCUGAAGCUGUUCUCACACCCCUGAUGCACAAUGGCAAACUCGCUACCCCAGGUAGCACUACCAAGAUGCUCAUCAAAGCUGACCAACACCACCUGGACCUGGCUGCUCUACCAACCCCAGAGUCCACCCCAACCCUUCAGCAGAAGAGGAAGCCCAGCCGAGGUAGCAGAGAUUGGGAAAGAAACCAGAACCUCAUCAAUGCCUGUACAAAAGAUAUCCCCCCUAUGGCAUCGCCUGUGAUCCCCACUGACCUUCCACUAAGGGCUUCACCCAGCCACAUCCCAAGUGUUGUUGUCCUGCCCAUUUCUCAGCAAGGCUAUCAGCAUGAAUAUGUUGAUCAGCCCAAAAUGAGCGAUGUAGCACAGAUGGCUAUGGAGGACCAAAAUGCCACGCUUGAGUACAAAACCAUAAAGGAGCAUCUCAGCGGAAAGAGCCCCAACCAUGGGGUGAACCUGGUAGAAAACCUGGAUAGCAUGCCACCAAAGGUACCCCAGAGGGAAGCCUCCCUGGGUCCUCCUGGCUCCUCUCUAUCUCAGAGUGGCCUGGGCAAGCGAUUGGAAAUGCAUUCUUCUGCUUACAAUGUGGACUACAAGAGAAACUACCCUACGAACUCACUUACGAGAAAUCAUCAGACAUCGACUCUCAAAAGAAAUAAUACUAAUUCUUCUAAUUCCUCCCAUCUUUCCAGAAAUCAGAGCUUUGGCAGGGGAGACAACCCCCCUCCUGCCCCACAAAGAGUGGACUCUAUACAAGUCCAUGCUGCUCAGGGUCAGACUGUGACUGUAUCUAGGCAGCCCAGUCUCACCACAUACAACUCGCUGACAAGAUCAGGGUUGAAACGCACACCAUCAUUAAAACCAGAUGUACCCCCCAAACCCUCCUUUUCCCCUCUUUCCACGUCCAUGAAGCCUAACGAUGCAUGUACAUAAUCACCGUGGGGGAGGGACAACAGGUGACCAGAGUUUGCCCUUAAAAAGCCAGUGUGCAGCAACCACAUUGCUCGUUUCAA